UGCGCACGUGCGCGGCGUUUCCUCUCUCAUGCUGCUUGCAGCUGCAUGUCAAAUCUGGCGUCACUGACGCAAGUUUCAUUCAUGACAGCGUGAAAUCGUGAUGUUGAAUGAGACGACGGGUGCGUGGACACGUCGCUGUGGCACAUCUUGGUAGAAAGCAAAAAUGGCGACGAUGCCCGAACGCGAAUGAGACGUGGUGACAGUCGAUGAAGCAUGGGAGAGACGCGUGUUGCCAGAUGAUAGCGGACGCGUGGUUGCAAGAUGGAGCGGGAAUACUCGGUUAAUUAUAGUUAGCUAUAAUUGUACCGAUGUUUACGAUGCGAGCAACAUCACAAUGUCACCAUCAUCGCUAUGACGCGGCAAACAGGAAUUGCAUCAUGCAGCUGUCAGCAACGCGGGAAAUCUUAUUUUUGAUGCGCAUUCAACCAAAGAACAUUUAUUUUUAUAUUAAUUUCGUAAUCGGAAGUCCAAGAUCCGCGAAGAUCGCAGAUGAUUGGCCGACGUUGCGCCCUUUUUGCCUUGAGCAUCCUCCUGAUCCUGGUCCUCAGCGUGAAUGUCUACUUCAUUCGGAUGAUCGUCGACAGUGCCUCCUCGCAGAAGACUUCCUCCAGGAAUUUGCCAGAACCAAAAGCGAGGCAAGAUCCCUCUACUCUGCGGUCCAAUGAAAAGGAUCCGCAGCCACAAUUGAAGCCAAUCUUGAAGGACAUCAGUGAGAGGAUCAAGGAAGAGAUUCGCACACUGCCCUCCAAGUAUUUCAAGCAGAACACCAGUUACACUCUCGUCCUGGACCGGCUGCUGGCCGAACUGAAAAUAAUGCCAAACGUUCGCGAGGAUAUCUGGAAUAUUCCUAAUAACAAUUGGCCAGAUGCACAUCAGCUGAUUCCCCCAGCCGCCCCGGAACUAGGAACCAUCCUGGAAGUCCUGCGCAAGUCCAGAGUGGUCCGCGUGGAUAACGCUCUGCUAGGAACGCAACUGAAACUGAUGCUGAACUUGGAGAACGGCGUGAGAGCGUUAUUUAAGCCACAGUGGUAUCCCAGAGACGCCAUUAUACGCGGACCAGUGUACCACGGCAAGGAUCGUCACAAUGCUGAAGUGGUGGCCUUUCAUUUAUCAUCCUUGCUGGCGUUGCGAAGAGUGCCACUCGCCGUUAUACGAAAACUUGAUCUCAAAGAAGAGGUUCGCCAGUUCGCCACGCCGGCGUUGUACGCGACCAUGUAUCAGGAGGGCAACGACACGUGCCUGUACGGCGUUUGUCACUAUUGCUCUCCAGCCGAUCCAGUUUGCGGGACGGGGGACGUGCUGGAGGGUGCCUUCAUCUUCUGGCUUCCGCAGUACCUGAGACUGGUCAAGCAUCGUCAUCCUUGGCAACGGACUUACAAGAAGAACAAACUCGCCACGUGGGAGGUCGACGAGAAAUACUGUGACAGGGUGAAGGACUCGAAAGCCUAUUCGCCGCAAUCGUCGAGCAGACUCUUGGAUCUGAUCGACACGGCGAUCUUCGAUUUUCUCAUGGACAACGGCGAUCGUCAUCAUUACGAGGUCGCGCAAAAUAAUUUUCACAAUCCCGCGGUGUUGUUGAUCGACAACGGGAAGAGUCUCGGCAAUCCCGACGUGGAUCAUCUUGACAUUCUAGCGCCUCUCUACCAGUGCUGCAUAAUUCACAAAACCACGUGGAACAGGUUGCGACUGUUUAGCGGUGGAUCCCUGAGCGUCGCACUGGGUAAGCUCGUCGCGCACGAGGCUAAAAUGUCGGACAUUCUUCCACUUGUGACGGAGGCGCACUUAAGUGCCAUAGACAGAAGACUGCUUAUAAUUUAUGCUGCAGUGGAGAAUUGCCUGAAAGAAAAGAAAUACGCUUCCAAUGUGAUUCUGGAUCAUCGGUAGUCCAAGUGCCAUUUCUAAGUUUACAAUGGGUUUUAGACAUAAACGAAAACGUUUGAAAAGUCAAUAGAGAACUGAAGAACCCGACUUAACCUGUUAAAAAUUAACCAGAACCACGGUGUAAGAAUAUAAGGUGAUUUCACGAUCAUUGUAUUCUAUCAAAAAAUCUGUGAUCAAGAUGUCAUAGUUAAGGCAUGUCACACAAGAUGUCACGUUGAUGCAAAAUCCCAAGUAAAAGAAUAGAAGAUAUGGAUAGAUGUGAAAGGAUAGAUGAUGAAUCUCUAAAGCACAUCUAUAUAUA
Linepithema humile (Argentine ant) is the source of this 2182-nucleotide messenger RNA. Its product is annotated as glycosaminoglycan xylosylkinase. Gene Ontology annotation, cellular component: Golgi apparatus. Gene Ontology annotation, molecular function: phosphotransferase activity, alcohol group as acceptor. Lineage: Eukaryota; Metazoa; Arthropoda; Insecta; Hymenoptera; Formicidae. The record is from RefSeq and is a predicted model, not a curated record. Gene Ontology annotation, biological process: protein phosphorylation.